ACUUCCCAUUGCUUUCCUUCGGACGUCGUAUUGGAGCGCAUCGGCUUCGGGAGGAGCGAAGGCAGGCGACGGCAACGGCGGGGAAAUGAAGAAGAGCGCGUCGGAGCUGGUGCUGGAGGCGUUCCUGCGGCCGGAUGGAGGCGAUGGCGGAGAGCGGAACCCCCCUCGGCCUCCCCCUUCGUCCUUGGAGGAGUUACUCCUCCCCGGAGCUCUAGAUUUCGGAUUCGUCGAUCGGGUUGGUGUAAGUGGCCAUUCGACUGGUGGUGGGCGGCAGCUACUGAGCAGAGAGAGCCAGGCGUGGUCUCUGACGCCCAGGCACUCUAACAUCUCGGUGAACAUGGAUACCCAAUCCUCUAUCUGUGAUGGGACACCAACUUCAUCUCAUAAGCUUUUGGCAAAAGCAAAUCAAACUCUUGGGGGAACGAGCGGGUCUGAGCAAUCAGAUGAGGAGUCCCUAGAAAUUGAAGGUGGGCCUUGUGAACAAAGCACAGAUGCUAUAGACAUCAAACGCUUGCGAAGGGAAGGACAAUCUCGUCUCUUAUUCAUGAAGAAGGGCAUCAACCAACCUGUAUUCAUCCAUGAGGGGGUCACAAGAAGGAUGGUGUCCAAUCGGGAAUCUGCUAGGCGGUCAAGAAAGAGAAAGCAAGCCCAUCUAGCUGAUCUCGAGUCGCAGGUUGACCUACUUCGAGGGGAAAAUGAAUCUCUAUUCAAGCAACUAACAGAUGCCAAUCAGGAAUUCACUGAAGCUGUCACAAAUAAUCGGGUUCUCAAGUCAAAUGUGGAAGCACUGAGAAUUAAAGUGAAGAUGGCAGAAGAUUUGGUCACCAGAGGUAGUUUAGCUUGCAGUCUAGAUCAUCUCCUCCAAAGCAGUGUUGGGUCACCACAGUUCCUAAACCCUCAACUGCCAUGUGAGGAAUCAUCAGAUUUCCUCCCCACCAUCGAAUUCCAAGGAGAUGACUCGAGUUACAUUGGCAUCCCAACUGAUGGACGAGCUCAGAACGUAGGAAUGGAGACUGGUAAUGCCAAAACUGCAGCACUCAGGUCUGGGUUGAGCAAUGCAAGCAUAGGCAGCCUACAUAAUAGAAUUCCUAGUGAAGUGGCAAGCUGUGUGACUGACAUCUGGGCGUGCGAUUCCAACACAGGCACAAUGCUCAAGUAGCAUCCUAAUCUUCCAUGUACCACUGUUGAGGACUUUACAUUAUUUUGGUUUGUUUGUUUGUCUUAUGGACUUUUAAGGAAUGGUGAGGAUUUAGGUUUGAUCAGUUAAGUUUCAAUCAAAUUCAAAAAAAAAAUCAACUUUUGAUCAA
Musa acuminata subsp. malaccensis (wild Malaysian banana) is the source of this 1307-nucleotide messenger RNA. Its product is annotated as bZIP transcription factor RISBZ4. Gene Ontology annotation, molecular function: DNA-binding transcription factor activity. Lineage: Eukaryota; Viridiplantae; Streptophyta; Magnoliopsida; Zingiberales; Musaceae. The record is from RefSeq and is a predicted model, not a curated record. Gene Ontology annotation, biological process: regulation of DNA-templated transcription.